AUGGUAUGUGGUAAUGCCGCCGGGGUACUAGCGCCACCUUACGUGAACUACAAAGCUGAGAAAAUAUGGUCAACUUGGACCGAGAAUGGGCCUCCUGAUACUCGUUAUAAUCGAACCAAAUCAGGUUGGUUUGAUAGCAAUUCUUUUGAAGAUUGGUUUGUGUCAUUGAUGCUUCCGAUUCUCAAGAAACAGGAAGGACCAAAGGUCAUCAUUGGUGACAACCUUAGUUCUCACAUAAACAUAGAAGUUAUUAAACAAUGUGAGAUGAAUAACAUCAAAUUUAUUGCGUUGCCGCCCAAUGCAACUCAUCUUUUACAACCUUUAGAUGUUGCGUUCUUCCGCCCCAUGAAGGUUGCAUGGAGAAAAAUAUUAAAAGACUGGAAAGAGACGGCAGCUGGAAGUCGUUGUACGUCAGUACCAAAAGAUCAGUUCCCUAACCUCUUAAACAGUCUAUGGGGUGCUAUGAUUAAAGGCCCAGACAACCUUAUUGCCGGGUUUCGCAAGUCAGGGAUAUACCCUAUAAACAGAGAGCCAGUUCUCAAGAGGUUACCAUCAGGAAGUUUGGACGCAUCAAUUUCUUCUAUUGUUGGCGAGAGUUUUCUCGAACAGAUUACAAUGAAGCGUCAAGAGGCUACUCAAGAGUACAGAGAAAGAAAAAGUUAA
Molecule: messenger RNA, 663 nt
Organism: Homalodisca vitripennis (glassy-winged sharpshooter)
Lineage: Eukaryota; Metazoa; Arthropoda; Insecta; Hemiptera; Cicadellidae
Product: MFS-type transporter clz9-like
Exons: 1
Coding region: 1-663 (220 amino acids)
Cellular component (GO): nucleus
Molecular function (GO): DNA binding
Source: RefSeq, a predicted model, not a curated record